Messenger RNA from Penicillium soppii, 306 nucleotides. RefSeq names its product glutaredoxin. Gene Ontology annotation, biological process: cellular response to oxidative stress. Bases 1 to 306 code for a protein of 101 amino acids. Gene Ontology annotation, molecular function: glutathione disulfide oxidoreductase activity. NCBI's taxonomy places the organism in Eukaryota, Fungi, Ascomycota, Eurotiomycetes, Eurotiales, Aspergillaceae. The transcript has 3 exons. The record is from RefSeq and is a predicted model, not a curated record. Gene Ontology annotation, cellular component: nucleus; cytoplasm.
AUGUCAUCUGCCAAGGUCCAAAAAAUCAUCAACGACAAUGGCGUCGUCGUCUUCUCCAAGUCAAAAUGCCCUUACUGCAACGAGACUAAGAGCACACUGCGGAGUCUGGAUACAGAGUUCCAAAUUCUGGAAUUAGAUCAGAUGAAGGAUGGCAGUGAUAUUCAAGACGCGUUGCAGGAAAUUACGAAGCAGCGCACCGUUCCGAAUAUCUUUAUUAACGGAAAGCACAUUGGCGGAAAUUCCGACUUGCAGAAACUGUCUACUAGCCAGUUGAAGGGAUUGCUGAAGGAGGCUGGUGCGAUGUAA